ACUACUGCUCCUACAACAACUACUGCUCCUACAACAACUCCUGCUCCUACAACAACUACUACUGCUCCUACAACUACUACUGCUCCUACAACAACUACUGCUGAUACUACGACAACUACUGCUCCUACAACAACUACUGCUCCUACAACAACUACUGCUGAUACUACGUCAACUACUGCUCCUACAACAACUACUGCUGAUACUACGUCAACUACUGCUCCUACAACAACUACUGCUGAUACAACAACUCCUGCUCCUACAACAACUACUGCUCCUACAACAACUACUGCUCCUACAACAACUACUGCUCCUACAACAACUACUGCUCCUACAACAACUGCUCCUACAACAACUACUGCUCCUACAACAACUACUGCUCCUACAACAACUACUAGUCCUACAACAACUACUGCUCCUACAACAACUACUGCUCCUACAACAACUCCUGCUCCUACAACAACUACUACUGCUCCUACAACUACUACUGCUCCUACAACAACUACUGCUCAUACAACAACUACUGCUCCUACAACAACUACUGCUCCUACAACAACUACUGCUCCUACAACAACUACUGUUCCUACAACAACUACUGCUCCUACAACAACUACUGCUCCUACAACAACUACUGCUCCUACAACAACUGAUACAACUACUGCUCCUACAACAACUACUGCUCCUACAACAACUCCUGCUCCUACAACAACUACUGCUCCUACAACAACUACUGCUGAUACUAUGUCAACUACUGCUCCUACAACAACUACUGCUCCUACAACAACUACUGCUGAUACUACGACAACUACUGCUCCUACAACAACUACUGCUCCUACAACAACUACUGCUGAUACUAUGUCAACUACUGCUCCUACAACAACUACUGCUCCUACAACAACUACUGCUGAUACUACGUCAACUACUGCUCCUACAACAACUACUGCUCCUACAACAACUACUGCUCCUACAACAACUACUGCUCCUACAACAACUACUGCUGAUACUACGACAACUACUGCUCCUACAACAACUACUGCUCCUACAACAACUACUGCUCCUACAACAACUACUGCUGAUACUACGUCAACUACUGCUCCUACAACAACUACUGCUCCUACAACAACUCCUGCUCCUACAACAACUACUACUGCUCCUACAACAACUACUGCUCCUACAACAACUCCUGCUCCUACAACAACUACUGCUCCUACAACAACUACUGCUGAUACUCAACUGUCAACUACUGCUCCUACAACAACUACUGCUCCUACAACAACUACUGAUACAACAACUACUGCUCCUACAACAACUACUGCUCCUACAACAACUACUGCUGAUACUAUGUCAACUACUGCUCCUACAACAACUACUGCUCCUACAACAACUACUGCUGAUACUACGUCAACUACUGCUCCUACAACAACUACUGCUCCUACAACAACUACUGCUCCUACAACAACUACUGCUGAUACUAUGUCAACUACUGCUCCUACAACAACUCCUGCUCCUACAACAACUACUGCUGAUACUACGUCAACUACUGCUCCUACAACAACUACUGCUCCUACAACAACUCCUGCUCCUACAACAACUACUACUGCUCCUACAACUACUACUGCUCCUACAACAACUACUGCUGAUACUACGACAACUACUGCUCCUACAACAACUACUGCUCCUACAACAACUACUGCUGAUACUACGUCAACUACUGCUCCUACAACAACUACUGCUGAUACU
Messenger RNA from Oncorhynchus nerka (sockeye salmon), 1737 nucleotides. Its product is annotated as mucin-2-like. NCBI's taxonomy places the organism in Eukaryota, Metazoa, Chordata, Actinopteri, Salmoniformes, Salmonidae. The transcript has a single exon. The annotation marks the transcript as partial. The record is from RefSeq and is a predicted model, not a curated record.